GUGAGCCAAAGACAAAUGCAUUUGAAUGCAGAUAUUUCUGGUCUUGCUUUGAAUGAUAUAAGACAAUGAUGUGAAGCGGAAUGUAAGUGGAAUCAGCCAUGAUAAUGAGAAUGAAUCAAUUAUCAGAAGCCAAAAGCAAGCAGUAUCAAACAAGUUCAUCCUUCCCCGUGUUUACAAAUAGAGCAAUGGCGGCAAGCGAAGUCAUUCAGCUUGAUUCCGAAUCUUCGGAAGACGAAUACGAGAAGCCACCCAGAGUCCCAAUAGGAUGGAAUUACCAGUCAAAAGCCUCAGACAAGGUGGUCUGUAUGGGUCUGAGGUACGGUUCCUUCCCUUCGGCCACACAGAAAAUUCAUCAAUCUGGUGGAGUCAUCAACACGCAAGCUCACUCUCGACAACAUAUAUGUGAUUAUAAAAGACUUGCUUGACAGUUUGAAGCACUACAAGGACUUGCCAUAUGGGGAGAAGAAUAAAGGGGACAAGAAUGAGACAGCCACAGACGCUGAGGAAGGAGAACCAGCUGUAGAGCUCACAGAAGAAGAGAAGAAGAGGAAUUCAAGACUGAGAAAAGUAGAGAAGAAGAUGAAGGAAAUAUCGGAUAAGAUUAAAGAACUGGAGAGAGCAGAAGUAGACUUAGACGAUGAAGACAACUCUGCCUAUUUGGUAGAGGAAAGAUUAAAGCGUCAGUUUAGUAAACUACACGAUUAUUACUGCAGAAUUGCUCAAUGUUCCCCUGCCACAGGCCGCCCUAUUGAGAGGAAGUUCAAAUACCAAGGGUCUCGCUAUCCUGAGAUUAACAAGAGGAUCAGUGCGUGGGUGAACAAGAACAAAGAAUUUCCAGACUAUGUUGAUGUUCUUAAUCUAGUGAAGAAAGUGACCAAGCAGAGUAGUCUACCUUUGAGACCAGAAACAGUUAGAGUUCAAGCUCAAGAAAUAUUCCGUGAUGUGGGGAGAAUGUUGAAGGAAAGAAGAGAGAGUGAUGACUUGUACAACAUUUAUGGCUAUGCUGAGGAAGAAAUGCCAGAUCCAGCGGCAGAAGAUGAUGAGCUUAGUCGUAAACUCCAAGAGAAUGAGACCAUAGCAAAGCAGAAGUUAGAUAAGAUUUUCCAAGACUAUGUGGACAAAGAAGCAUGUGCGAGAGAGAAUGCUGACAAGAGUGCUGUAAGAGUGAAAACAGAAGUGAAGGAAGAGAAAGAAGGGAGUGUAGAUAUGAAUAGUGCAAAGGCAGUGGAAGGAACAGAAGUGUCCAAAGCAGAAGAAGUGGACAAAGGGAAGCAAGCAGAGGUGAAACAAGAAAAUGACUUGGAAGAAAAGGAAGAAGAGGAGGAGGAAGAUGGAGAGGAGGAGGAAGACGAGGAAGAAGAAGAAGGUGAGGAAGAUGGAGAAGAUGAUGAAGAGGAGGAAGAGGUGGAGGAGCAGAUGACGAGAGAGAACUGCAUACAAGACUUUGAGGACGAUGGAGAUGUAACGGAUGAUGAUUUGAACGAUGUCUUGGCAAGUGCGUGCAUGGAGGAAGAGAUUGAGGACUCAGAAGAAGAUGUGCCAAUCAUGGACAGUGAAGAAGCUGUCUACAAGGACAUAGCAGAGGAUGACUAUAAGAAUGAGGAGAUCAUCUGUCUGGAUGAUGAUAGCGAUGAGCUUGGGGGUACAGGGAUGAGUGCGGAAGAACUGCUCCCCACAGAACCCCUUACUGAUCCCUUGUCCGCCACUACUUCCAAUGCUCCUCCCUACGGCCUAAGUGAGAAGCGCAAGCUGGGUAGCGACUCCCUCAGCCCACACAAAAGGCAGUGCUUGGGGGUAGAGAACCCCUGAUGACCUUUGACCUUUGGCCCUAUCAGUUAUAGUGUGUGGUUAUUUAUUCGAAGUGUCAUUAAGGUGACUUGACUUUGAAUAUCUUUCUUCCAUGUGCUUAUAUCCUGUAUACAGUUUUUUAUUAUUAUUUGAAAUUUUGUUGACAUUCUACAAAAUAUUUUGUGAAAACAAUGUGUUCAUUGAUUUUGAUUUUUCAUUGUAAUUAAAUUAUAUGUAUUAUAUAUUUAUGUGUUUAUGUUAAUGAUUUCCCAUAAUCAACUUUCUUUUUCUGUUUGUAUUUUUGUCUUUGACAUUCUGCAGUAUUUUGGAUAUUGAAUAUAUAUAAAUAUAUAUAUAUAGAGAGAGAGAGAAAUUAGAUUAUAUAUUUAAUUUCUUUUUAUUAUUGUUUCUCACCCUAUAUAUAUAUUUUUUUGACAUUGCAUAAUAAGUUGAUUCUCAGGUUUUGCUUUUAUCAGUUCAUUGUCUUUCUUUUUCUAAAUAUUUGAGUUUUUAUUUGUUUUUACAAGAAUUAAUGGUUUUCCCCCAUCUCAUUUGCAAUGCAUCAUCCACGUUUCCAAGUGUGGUGUCCAGUCACAUACUGUAAGGUAAUUUGGUAUUUUUAUACAUAUCCAUGUAUUAUAUUAUGUAAUUUGGAAGUCAUUACUAUAGGAAUCAUGUUGAAGAAAAGGUAAAAAAAAAAAAAAAUAAUCUGUAGCUUGUAAGUUGCUCUGAGACUUGAUCUUGAUUUUUUUUUUUUUUUUUUUUUUUCUUUCCUUUAACUUUUCAGUUUCCAUUUAACUUGUAAGGGCACAGGGUAUGUGAAAACAUCUUAGAGGUCCCUUUGAGGAAAUCUUUUGUACAAACCUUCAAUUAUUGUAGCAGCAAAUAUGACCCUCAACCCUCAACCAUCGAUCCCCAAGCACUCCCCAUGGUCUGAAUGUGUAUUUUCAUCUUUUUAUAUGAUCUUUACAUGUUUUAUUUAUUUUUUAGUCUUCCCUCAUCCUCUUCUCCCUCCAAUCCCCUUCCCAUGUAUACAUAAUGAUCUGCUGUGGUGAUAGAUGAUAACUUUCUGACAUAUAGGAAAGAUGAUGGAGUUAGAGUGAUUUUUACUGAGAUGUAUACCAGAUGUAACAUUAAAGUAUUUAAGACAUGUUUUA
This is a messenger RNA of Penaeus vannamei (Pacific white shrimp), 2945 nucleotides long. RefSeq names its product death domain-associated protein 6. The record is from RefSeq and is a predicted model, not a curated record. NCBI's taxonomy places the organism in Eukaryota, Metazoa, Arthropoda, Malacostraca, Decapoda, Penaeidae. Gene Ontology annotation, molecular function: histone binding.